Gregarina niphandrodes is the source of this 1365-nucleotide messenger RNA. Its product is annotated as calcium-binding EGF domain protein. Bases 1 to 1365 code for a protein of 454 amino acids. The record is from RefSeq and is a predicted model, not a curated record. The transcript has a single exon. Gene Ontology annotation, molecular function: calcium ion binding. Lineage: Eukaryota; Apicomplexa; Conoidasida; Eugregarinorida; Gregarinidae.
AUGUGUGUGGCGGGGGAGGGUGUUUGUGGAACGCGGGAAGCGCAGGUGGAGUGCGAACGUGUGUGUGCCCGGCACAACGGGCGGUUGCAGGUGGGUGCGGACGGUGCGGCAUCGUGCAGUUGCGCUGAGGGCUUCGAGGCGGACGCAUUCGCACAGACGUGUGUAGACGUGGACGAGUGUGCGCGCGGACUCGACCACUGUCCUCGCGCCUCCUCCGUCUGUCGCAACACGGCUGGCGGUUAUUACUGCGAGUGUGGUGCGGGUUUUAUUCCGACGUUUGACGGUCGUGGUUGCGAACGGUUGAACCCCUGCCUCGCUGAACCACCGCCCUGUGGUGCGGGCAACUGUUGUCGUCCCCAAGAUGGCAACUAUACCUGCGCCGCCCCCGCCACUGCCAAUCUCCAAGUCGCUGGUUCGAAUCCUGCCGAUGACCAACACGUCUGUCCCGAAGAUUACCUCUACCAAAACGCACGAAAGUUCGCGACCACCAACGGUCUAGCCACCAACGGUCUAGCCACCAACGGUUAUGGAGGAUGGGGGCACGGUCCGCUAGCACGCGCCAAAUUGCUGCACGGCGCCGCAGCGGCCGGACCCAAUGGAGGGCUCCUGACACCUCAAUUCUGGCUAGACCUUGUCAGUUUGCAGCACGAAAACCUCAUGAACGUUUUGGGCCCACUCUUUGACUCUAGCAUUGCCCCCGCCAUUGCGACUCUCAUUGCUUCCAAGGCACUCCAACCGCCGCCCCCACGCACGCCCACUGACCCGCGCCCACGUCGCGCGACGCCAUCGCGACUCGAACCGCCGUCCGUGGGAUCCGGAGUCACCGUCGAAACCGCAGCCACGGGCGCUUCCAACAGCGGCGGUUCCAGUGGCGGCCCGAACGGUUCACGCCAGGAGAAGCGCGUGCGUCACAAAAAGGAAGACGAACUUGAAGAGCUUGUCCAGCAGCUUUUCUUCGAUGACUCGCUCCUCGCCCAUUCCUUCGCAAAUCUGCUUGAGGCCAACAGUCCCCUUCCCGAACCUACUGCCGGUGGACUUGGACCCGAAGUCGGUUCCAACACUUUCUCAGGACCCAUUUCCAACGUGCCCACUGGUGGGCGAGAGUCGUUGCGGGGCGGCGGAAGCGACUCGCGUCGGCGGAGCGACUCGAACCGUCGUCCGCCGGUUCCCGAGCACGGCGGCACCGGCAGGCGCGAGAAAACAGCGCAACUGCCCAGUGAGAUACUCGCCCUGCUCCGCGAACAGGAACAAUACUCCUCUCUCGGCUUCGCCGUGCAGGAGUACCCAGGCCUGGCCGCGACCGAGUUCGGUGGCUACCCCGCUGCGGAAUUUGGUACCGAUGCGGAGUUCCACAUCUUCGCCUGA